GCAACGUUCAGCACGGACAGCCAACACAACUCAACCGAGCGCAGAGCUUACCUGGCUCCGCCGAGAUAUUUAUAUUUUCCCCUGAAAAGGAAGGAGUGUGGACCGCCGGAAAGCCCUGACGUCACCAUGACAGGUAGACAGUAAAGAAAGGUUUGAGUCGUGAGGAGGAGAGGGAGUUAACACUGCGGGCGUGCUUGAGGUGGCCUCUCCAUCCCGGUGAACACCUUUCCGGGCUCGGAGCGCGCUCGGACGCACGUUUGACGAUGGACGGCUGGCCGCCGCUGCUGCUGCUGGCUCUCCUCGCCAUUGCGGGAGGCGGCCUUGGGGCAGACACAGAGGAGCGGUUGGUGGAGCAUCUCCUAAACCCAGCGCAUUAUAACAAACUGAUCCGUCCUGCGACUAACGGCUCUGAGCUGGUUACUGUGCAGCUGAUGGUGUCUUUGGCCCAACUCAUUAGUGUUCAUGAACGAGAGCAGGUGAUGACCACCAAUGUCUGGCUAACACAGGAGUGGCAGGACUAUCGUCUGACUUGGGUCCCCGAGGAGUUUGAUGGAAUGCUGAAGGUCAGGCUGCCCUCCAAACACAUCUGGCUGCCUGACGUGGUGCUUUACAACAAUGCUGAUGGGGUGUACGAGGUGUCGUUCUACUCUAAUGCAGUGGUGUCUUACGAUGGCAGCAUCUUCUGGUUGCCCCCGGCAAUCUAUAAAUCAGCCUGUAAGAUUGAGGUCAAGCACUUCCCCUUUGACCAGCAGAACUGCACGCUGCGCUUCCGCUCCUGGACCUACGACCGCACUGAAAUCGAUCUGGUGCUUCGCGCUGAUGUAGCCAGCAUGGAUGACUUCACCCCCAGUGGAGAGUGGGACAUCAUCGCCCUGCCGGGCAGACGAAAUGAAAACCCAGCUGACCCUACUUACGUGGACAUCACAUAUGACUUCAUCAUUCGCAGGAAGCCUCUUUUUUAUACUAUCAACCUCAUCAUCCCGUGUGUGCUCAUCACCUCGCUGGCGAUCCUGGUCUUCUACCUGCCCUCUGACUGUGGCGAGAAGAUGACACUCUGCAUCUCAGUGCUGCUGGCUCUCACCGUGUUCCUGCUGCUAAUCUCCAAGAUCGUCCCACCAACUUCACUGGAUGUUCCUCUGGUCGGAAAGUAUCUGAUGUUCACCAUGGUUCUGGUCACUUUCUCUAUCGUCACCAGUGUAUGUGUCCUGAAUGUGCACCAUCGUUCUCCCACCACACACACCAUGCCCCCUUGGGUUAAACUAGUGUUCCUCAACAAGCUUCCUGCCCUGCUCUUCAUGCGCCAGCCGAGAAACAGCUGCGAGCGUCAGCGGCUGCGUCAAAGGAGGAGGGCGCAGGAGCAGAGCGAGGGUGGUCGAAGUGGAGAGGCAGGGGCCUUGAUGGUGGGGCUCGGGCUGGGAACUGCUGGUGGGAAUGGAGGGGGGACCUCCACAGUGUUUGGUAAGGAGGACAGUGACCCUUGUACGUGCUAUGUGAACCGCGCGUCUGUUAAACAGUUUGGAGGGGAUCUGGGAGGUGCAGGAGGGGGAUCCAUCGAUGGUCUAAACAGAGUCAGAGAAGGUCGAGAAGGGAGCUCUGGAAACCUUCCAAGAGGGAAGCAAGCAGCUGCAGGUCCUGCUUUGACCCAGGCCCUGCUGGCUCAAGCCUGUCCAGGCUUUGAGGAAGCUGUGGAAGGAGUACGCUUCAUCGCAAAUCACAUGAAGAGCGAGGAUGAUGAUCAGAGUGUGAGCGAGGACUGGAAGUAUGUUGCCAUGGUGAUCGACCGCCUCUUCCUGUGGAUCUUUGUGUUUGUAUGCGUGUUCGGCACGAUGGGCAUGUUCCUGCAGCCGCUCUUCCAGAACUACACAGCCAAGACCAUCAACAUGCCAGGUUGACCAUUUUUCCCCAGCCACAAUCACGCUGACAGACAGCUCCCCGACCAAUCAGCACAGCAGGACAUGGGCCGGAGGCGGGGGGUGGGUCUGGGUUUUAAUGUGUCUAUGGUACAGGAACCAGAACUGGAAUAAACAACAAUCACAUCCAUUACCUUUAUAGUAACAGUUUUUGCAACAAACGAUUUUUCUCCUAUGAAGAUAAAGAAAAACACCAUCUUACUCUUACCUGCAGGUUUUUGGUUGUUGUUUUUUUUGUCCAGAUGCUUAAUGGUGUGACCUCUUUCUGGUGGAAAGGUCUCUCCCUGCUUCCCUCUUCAGCCAGCCAGGGAGUGAGGAUUCUCCGAGUUAUUCCUUGUUGAACCUUACGCCAGCUAGUUAACACUUUCCGCAUUACACUGACUGCUUAAGUGACACGUGACAUACCUGUCUUCAGCUACGACAGACGUUACUUAUUCACUAUGUUAAUUGAUGUCAGUAUCAGAGAGGAAAGGGAAGUUUAUAUCAAUAUCAAGGUUCUUAUACUCCCCCCCCCCAAAAAAAAUCCACUCUGUCAGUAAACUGAUUCAGUAUAUUUUAUCAUAGCAUAGCUGCUUACCACAGUAUAGCAUUGAGUAUAUAUUAUUAAGAUUUCUCUAUGUUUAUUAGAUCAUGCAAGGAUAUGACGCUAAAAGAGAGACUAUGGUGUGUUGUAUGAUUGUAUAGAUAUAACCAGAAUGUGAUAUAAACUGUAAUACACAGCCUGUGAUGCGCACACUAACACAAUAUGUGUAAAAGCAACAGAUUGUGAAGGAAAAAUAUAUAGAAGGUAGUUGUACUUCGAAAAGAGCCAGGUUGCAUUAUUACAUAAAAGUCAAAGGGAUGAAGUAAUAGAUUAUGCAUGGACGGUUUUCUGCUCAGACUGUUGUGCACAGUAAGUAGAGAACAGCCGCAGCCUGCUGUGCCAGAGUGCACAGCAGCACUGAGACGAGUCUAGCUCCUGAGAAAUUGAGGAAGCUGAGCCAAGAGUGUGGAUAUGGGCUCCUAUUUGAUGGGCGGUGGAACAUGGUGGAUUGAUGGGAGGUGUAUCAUGGAUAUUAAGUCAUGUCACAACUGUUCAUUUUCUGUUAUCAGAGCAGGACAAAGCCUCAUUCGCUCGUCAUUUUCUCCUCUCUCCUCUCCUCUCCUGAAUAUAUAAUUCUGCAGUGGAUUUUGUUCGUGUAUGUAAUGUCCAGAACAUAUGUACACAUGUACAUCUGUGAGAUGCAGUGUCCAGAGGAGCAUAACACAUGUAUGUAUCCCUCCCAUCCUUCCACCCUUUCAAUUAAUCUCUGCUGUCCUCUCUCCAGUCCCGCUCUGUUUAUCUGGUCUUCCACGGGCGCUCACUUCUGACAUUUAGUCCACUUAGAACAACAGCUAACUUCCAGUCAUUAGUGCCGUAUUCUUUUUGUGGCAGAUUUCCACAAUCUUCACAGGAUCCCUGACAACAAAGACGAUGCAAAAGGUCUUUUCAGGCACACAUGCAGUCGGGUGGGGGGAAUUAAAUUUUUAGUAAACAAGAGCAAAAUGCCAACAGGAGCAACAAUGAAGCAGUCCUGGCAAGGCAAUAAGUUGUGCAAAAUCACAAGCAGAAAGGGUGAAUGCCGAGGAGAAAAAAAAAGCAGGAUAGGCAGAGACAAAAGACUCUUGUUAUUAGUGCAAUGGAAAGGUACGAUAAACCUCUGGAAAAAGGCCAUCUCCCCAGUCACUGUCAUUUGCUACAGGUUUCCUGGCUUUAUGCAGUCGUGUGACCAACUCUGCAGCUCAACUCAGUUUUGGACUGGAAGGCGUCUCUUGCUGUGUCUAGGGCGGAUGGGAUUACCCGCGGGGGUUCCCGGGCAGAUCCCGAACAAGUGUGAAAAGCCUAUCAGAGACCUGUGAAAACUGUAGGCUGCAUGUCUCCACACGGAGAAAGUGCUGCUGUCCACUCUCUUCUCUUUCUCUUUUUGACCUUUCCACUCUCCUUCCUUUCUCUCUCACUUCCUCUCUCAUUAUGCUCUCCCAUCUUUCACCUUCCCCUUCCUGACUCUAAAAUCUGCUCCUGUGCACACCUUAACCAGUCCAAUAAAGGUUGUAGG
Molecule: messenger RNA, 3985 nt
Organism: Maylandia zebra (zebra mbuna)
Lineage: Eukaryota; Metazoa; Chordata; Actinopteri; Cichliformes; Cichlidae
Gene: chrnb2
Product: cholinergic receptor, nicotinic, beta 2
Biological process (GO): monoatomic ion transmembrane transport
Cellular component (GO): postsynaptic membrane
Molecular function (GO): acetylcholine-gated monoatomic cation-selective channel activity; transmembrane signaling receptor activity
Source: RefSeq, a predicted model, not a curated record